GGCUCAGUGACCUGGUUCCCCCCUCCCAGCACAGCCGUCCUGCAGCGGAGACUGUCCGUCCGGAGCGGAGACACCAGAUUCAGAGUGGAGACGCCUGGUCCGGGACAGGGACCCCAUCUUCAGCGUCGAGAUCCCAGGUCUGGGGGAGAGACAUUUGGUCUGGAGCUGGGACCCCAAUCCAGAGCAGAGAUCCCAGAGCAGAGACCCCAAAACACCCCCUAGGCUUUGCAGCAAUGACUGGCAAAACCGCACCUCCAGCCGCAGACCCGGCUCCCGCAGCCCCAAAGGAAGAACCAGCACCAGCCCCAAAGGAAGAAGAAGAACCAGCACCAGCUGCUGAAGAGGGCCCAGCCCCCGAGCAUCCCCCUGCCGCGGAGCAGCCCCCAGCCCCCACAGACGAUUCAGCUCCCGUCCCCAGAGCAGAAGCAACUCCAGCCCCCGAAGAAGGUUCCCCAGCCGCCCCAGCUGAGCCCCCUGCCCCUGAGCCUGAGAAACCCAAAGCAGAGCCGCCCAGCUCCCCCUUGUCCCUGUCUGUGGAAGAAGUGAGCGAAAACUCGGUUACGCUGACCUGGAAAGCCCCUGAGAAGACGGGCCGGUCAGGCCUGGAUGGAUACGUGGUGGAGAUCUGCAAAGAUGGAAGCGCAGACUGGGCAGCGGUGAACAAGGAGCCCUUUCUUUCCACCCGGUACACGAUCCAGGACCUCAGCUCCGGUGACAAGCUCCAUGUGCGGGUGAAGGCUGUCAGCGCCAGCGGCACCAGCGUCCCGGCUACCUUGGAGCAGCCGGUGCUCGUCAGAGAGAUCACCCAGCUCCCGAGGAUCCGCAUGCCUCGUCACCUGCGGCAGACUUACGUCAGGCGCGUUGGGGAUGCUGUGAACCUCAUGAUCCCUUUCCAGGGAAAGCCACAGCCCCAGGUGGUCUGGACCAAGAAUGAUCAGCCCCUGGACACCAGCCGUGUCCACAUCCGCAACACAGACAAGGACACGAUCUUCUUCAUCCGUGAGGCGCAGCGCGGCGACUCGGGCAAGUACCAGCUGGCUGUGAAGAUAAAUGGAGCAGAGGACAAGGCCACUCUGGACAUCCGAGUGAUUGAGCCGCCAGGUCCCCCCCAGAACCUGAAGCUGGUAGAUAUUUGGGGCUUUAACGUGGCCCUGGAGUGGUCCCCCCCAGCGGACAAUGGGAACUCUGAGAUCAAAGGCUACACUGUGCAGAAGUCGGACAAGAAAAGCGGGAAAUGGUUCACAGCACUGGAGCGCUGCACCCGCACCAGCUGCACCAUAUCCGACCUCAUCAUGGGCAACACCUACUCCUUCCGCGUGUUCGCGGAGAACGCCUGCGGGCUGAGCGAGAAAGCAGCCGUCGCCUCCGGGGUGGCCCACAUCGAGAAGACAAAAACUGUUUACCAGCCAGAGAAGAUCCCUGAACGGGACAUGAUGGAGCCUCCAAAGUUCACCCAGCCCCUGACAGACCGAGCCACCACCCGGGGCUACAACACGCACCUCUUCUGCUCUGUCCGGGGCUUCCCCCAGCCCAAAAUCAUCUGGAUGAAAAAUCAGAUGGAGAUACGGGAAGACCCAAAAUACAUAGCGUUGAUUGAUCAGGGUGUCUGCUCCCUGGAAAUCCGCAAGCCCGGCCCUUUCGACGGGGGCAUCUACACCUGCAAAGCUGUGAACCCCUUGGGAGAAGCUUCGGUAGACUGCAAACUUGACGUGAAAAUGCCCAAGUGAGGACGGGUUGGAGGGUGAGACGAAGAGCGAGGCGGAUGCUGCAGCAGCAAAGCACACAGUGAUGCUCCCGGCCACAGCCCCCCUGCCUGCGGGCCUGCCCCCUCCCCGGUGGUGCUCCCAGGGUCCCACACGUUGGCCUGGCCAUGGCAUGGCCCUCCCUGGAUGUGUUCUUACCUGUGACAAUAAAACAAGUCUGUCUGAGCUUUGGUCCUCAGCAAA
This is a messenger RNA of Oxyura jamaicensis (ruddy duck), 1946 nucleotides long. It is a transcript of the gene MYBPH, whose product is annotated as myosin binding protein H. The transcript has 12 exons. The record is from RefSeq and is a predicted model, not a curated record. The coding region runs from base 234 to 1727 and encodes 497 amino acids. NCBI's taxonomy places the organism in Eukaryota, Metazoa, Chordata, Aves, Anseriformes, Anatidae. Gene Ontology annotation, molecular function: protein binding.